Molecule: messenger RNA, 2376 nt
Organism: Anthostomella pinea
Lineage: Eukaryota; Fungi; Ascomycota; Sordariomycetes; Xylariales; Xylariaceae
Source: the annotation of a GenBank genome assembly
AUGGCGACUGCGCCUGUGACCUCCGCCGCCAAAAAGUUGUCUUUUGCUUCGGUCGCCGCAUCAAACCCGAAGGAGAACGUUCCGUUUGUUUUACCCUCUCGAGUUGCCGUACCUGCCAUAGACCGUCGUAUGCAACCCACUGCUACCCCUGCAAGAACGGUUUCAACGAGCCAGGGUGCAACGACAGUCGUCAUGGCCGGCGAAUCACCUGUCGUCAAGACGUCUCUUAGCUCUUCAAAGGAGAGCGCGGGAACCAUCCCACCCACCAGCGAAGCUACUGAUAGCGGCAAUGUCGUACAGGGUGUAAAGGAUACGAACGCGUCUUCUACUAUGGCUAGUGCUGUGUCCAUGCCCAGUCUUGUCGUCAACGGCUCGUCAUCUUCUACCGGAGGGUCGCAAAGCAAGAACGAUAAUGGAAUUUCUAUGUCUGAUUCCAACUCCGAGAUGGGUACUAAGGCCCCCAGCCUGGACGGGAAAAGCAUCACAUCUGGGACUACCUUUGCUCUGGAUGAGAAGGAGUCCUUGCGCCCGGACGACAGCGCCAGCGUGAAGGCAGCAGCUGACGAUGACGAAGCUUUUUCCAUCAGGGGGUCGAUGAUCGCCAACUCUAGGAUGGGCUCUGAUGUGGCUCGUGUGCAUCGUCUAAGGCUUGGUGACAUGCCAGAAAGAAGGAUCGUUCAGGUGCCUCUGCUUCCUGGAUCACAAGAACAAGGUGUUGGUACUCCGCAGAGUGUUGCCUCGAGCCAGCCGCCACCUCUCGAGCAGCCUCAGCCGCUAGGCCCUGUCAGUGGUCCUAGUGAUGCCUUCGCUUCAAGUUAUGGACAAAAUCCGGAUGAGAAGCUUUUGGAGGCUAUGCAAUCUCCAAAGGAUCGGAUCUUCCUCUUGAGACUGGAGCAGGAUGUUAUCAACUUCGUUCAGUCGUCUAAGGAGCCGUACAUGGAUCUUCCACCGAACAACUCUUUCUGCAGGAUGCUGACCCACAAGCUUGCUGACUACUACCACAUGACACAUUCUUUCGAAGCCGUGCAAGGCGCAGUUCGCAUCUACAGGACUCCGUUCUGUCGCGUGCCUCCGUCUCUGGCCAGCAUCGUCGAAAGUAAUGCCACCGUUAGCACAACCACUCCGCCCCCGGUGGUCUUGCCCAAGAAGAUCAUGCGCCGCGGCGAGGAUGACGGCUCGGGUCAAGCUAGUAACAGUGCCUCCAAAGCCACGUCGGAAGUCGGUAGCGAUGGCAAGGAGAGGUCAGGUCACAAGGAAAAGAUGACGAGGGAAGAACGUGAAGAAGCGUACAACAGAGCUCGAGAAAGGAUUUUUGGGAAUUCUGAGAAAAUUUCAGAGACCACGCCAGACACUGAGGAUGCUAACGGUAUCUCCCGUGCAAGCUCUGUGUCAGCCAAAGACAAGUCAAAUACCGGCAAACGAGGUAAGACAGGAAAGCAACGCAGAGAUGACUCGGAAAGCUUCGAAUCCCGUUCUGUGUAUCGACCGUACUUUCCCCACCAGAAAUCCAUGGAAUGGGCACCUCAGUUCAUGCCUGGCGGAAAUCUGCAGUAUAACGACCAACUACAACAUCAGCCCUACCCGUACGCCUCAGACCAGGCGUAUCCACCUCCGCCGCAAGCAUACCCAGCCAUGCUCCCGAAUAACGGGUUCCAGCAAUACGGUAGCAUGCCGGCAUACCCGCCGCAAACACAGCCCAUUCCGCAUCACUAUGCACUCCCUACCGGAGCACCAGGAGCCAGCUACGGGCCUCCAGCCCAAAGUACAGGACAACAGCCGUGGCCGCCUAGCUUCAGCCAGGCGCCUUCCCCUGGCCCGGGUCAAAGUCGUGGACCACCUCCAGCACACGGGGCCAUAGGACCUGGGAUUCCUUACGCAUUUGGACAACUCCCUGCUCAUGUCAACCCUUCUGAUCCGAAGAGCCAGCAUCCUAUUCCUGGAAGCUACAGCCGCCAACCUUUCAACCCCAAGACGCAGUCGUUUGUACCCGGUAGCGGGGUGAGCCCGGUCCAGCCACCGAUGCCCCAGUAUAACGCAGGUGGUUCCCACGGCAGUCCACAAGUUGGCUCACCGCACCUCGCUUACAAUAGCUAUGGCUCACCCGCACCGCCCCAGAUGUAUAUGGGAAGCUCAGCCUAUGGUAUGAGUCGUCAAAGCUCUAGCAACUCUAUGUCGGCAUAUCAUGCACCGCAGCAUCACGCCCAACAGCAUCACGCCCAGCAUUCAUCGGCGCAUCUCCAGCAUCUCCCGCAGAUGCCCAACAAGCAAGGCAUGCUUCAUCAGGGACCAUUGGCCGGACCUGGCCAAGCCUACAGUCAUCUGCCCAACUACGGCAAUCCGGCCACCCUGCCGCAGAAGCCACCCUCUGGAAUAUAG